AUGCCAGAGCGGUACUCUCGUCACAUGAAGAUCCUGACCAAACUCAAGCAGAUCCGCCAGGUGCAAGUAUCUCGAAGUAUUGGCAACAGCUACGUCAUUGAUGUGUACACUGCGUCGCAGUCCACAACUCGCAUCCCUACGACGAUAAAGCAUGUUAACAGCGACUCAAAAGGAAGGCAAGUAACUGCACUUUUCAGCCGACCUGAGGUCCACGUGGCAAAGCAAUUUGCUGAUUUUGUGAAGUUGCGAGACGAGCUAUACGAGGCCUGUCAUACCGGACCCCACCUGUACAUGAACUGCAGAUUCUGCAGUGAAGUGACCCGCUAUUUGCUCUUUGGAGCCCGAUUUAUUGAGUCUUUACUACAGCUUGCUGUUGCGUGUCCUGUAAUCGACUUGGAAGCUUGUCCGUGUCAAGAAAAGCUACCGCGACAGCUAUACAACUUUCUCUUAUCAUGUUGA
Phytophthora infestans T30-4 is the source of this 459-nucleotide messenger RNA. RefSeq lists its product as uncharacterized. The coding region runs from base 1 to 459 and encodes 152 amino acids. Lineage: Eukaryota; Oomycota; Peronosporomycetes; Peronosporales; Peronosporaceae. The record is from RefSeq and is a predicted model, not a curated record. The transcript has 2 exons.